Molecule: messenger RNA, 1197 nt
Organism: Ustilaginoidea virens
Lineage: Eukaryota; Fungi; Ascomycota; Sordariomycetes; Hypocreales; Clavicipitaceae
Exons: 4
Coding region: 1-1197 (398 amino acids)
Biological process (GO): mRNA splicing, via spliceosome
Cellular component (GO): U2-type prespliceosome; precatalytic spliceosome; U1 snRNP
Molecular function (GO): U1 snRNA binding; mRNA binding
Source: RefSeq, a predicted model, not a curated record
AUGACUGACAAGCUCCCGCCGAAUCUGCUGGCGCUUUUCGCGCCGCGACCUCCUCUGCGAUGGGUUGACCCUCCAGACUAUGCGCCCGAGAAGCGCAAGACUGCCGCAAUCGAUGGCGUCGCCGCGUUUCUCCCACAGCUUCAGCAUUACAAGGAAACGGAUGUAUACGAGCCCACAGAGAGUUGGCUUGAAGCGAGGGACAGAAAGAAGCAGGAGAAGAAGGAAGCAGUGCAGCAGCUGCUGACUGUGGCUCCUAAACUCUACAAACCUACUGAAGACCCCAACAUUCGUGGCGAUGCUUUCAAGACUCUGAUCGUUGCGCGAUUGAGCUACGACGCUGAUGAGCGCGAUUUGGAACGGGAGUUUGGACGAUUUGGUCCAGUCGAGCGCAUUCGCAUUAUUACCGAUACACACGCGCACGAGAAGCCCAACAAAAAGAAGAAGCCGCACCGCGGAUACGCGUUUGUGGUCUUUGAGCGGGAAAAGGACAUGAGAGCUGCUUUGGAUUCAUGUGAUGGUAUUCGCAUCAAGGAUAGACGAAUCAAGGUAGAUGUAGAGCGAGGACGGACGGUCAAGGGAUGGAAACCUCGUAGGUUAGGUGGCGGUCUUGGUGGUCGCGGCUACACCAAAUCCAUGCCAUCACGGCCUGGUGGUCCAGGCGGAUUUGGUGGCGGCGGCCCCGGCGGCCCCGGCGGCUUCCGCGGAGGCUUUAAGGGAUUUGACGGCGGUCGAGGUCGCGGGGGCUUCCGUGGCGGCUUUGGCGGCCGCGGUGGUGGCUUUAGAGGAGGCGAUUCCGGCCCCAGGGGAGGAGAUAGGAACGGCUUUGGCGGCGCACCAAGCGGAGCUCCGUCCGGUCCUGGAGGCGAUCGCAGAAACGGCGACCGCGGUUUCUCUGGCGGCUUCGACGCCAGAGGCGGACGAGGCUUCGACGACAGACCCGGAGGUGGCUUCCGAGAGGGAGGAGGUCGACACGGCGAUCGCGAUGGUGGGCGCCGCACCGGCGGAAACAUGGAACCAAUCGGACGCAGAGACGGUGGGUAUCGCGAAAGAGAUCGUGACCGCGACCGCGACCGUGACCGAGACCGCGACAGAGACCGAGCAGCCCGAGACUUUGACAGGCCGCGGGAUGACGACAGCAGGAAACGAGGCUACGAAGGCGGCGGUCACGAAGACCCCAGAAAACUACGACGAUAUUGA